Molecule: messenger RNA, 756 nt
Organism: Penicillium argentinense
Lineage: Eukaryota; Fungi; Ascomycota; Eurotiomycetes; Eurotiales; Aspergillaceae
Exons: 1
Coding region: 1-756 (251 amino acids)
Molecular function (GO): ureidoglycine aminohydrolase activity
Source: RefSeq, a predicted model, not a curated record
AUGUUCACAGAAGCCUACACCGUCAUUCCAAAGGGCACAUUCCGUGACAUCGUGACCAGCUUCCUCCCCUUCUGGGAGCAGACCCGACUCUGGGUCAUCGCGCGCCCCCUCUCCGGCUUCGCCGAGACCUUCUCCCAAUACAUCAUGGAAGUCCAGCCCGGCGGCGGCAGCUCGCGCGCCGAACUCGACCCCACCGCCGAAGGCGUGCUGUUCGUCGUCGGGGGCGAAAUCACCGUCAGCCUCGAUGGAAAGUCACACAUCCUCACCGAGGGCGGCUACGCCUUCCUCCCGCCAGCUAGCGGGUGGACGUUGCGGAAUCAGGGCUCCACGACAGCGCGAUUCCACUGGAUCCGCAAGGCGUAUGAGGCUGUCGAGGGGCUGGAGAAGCCCGAUCCGAUCUUCCUGAAUGAGAAGGAUGUGCCCCCGACGCCCAUGCCGGAUACGAAUGGGGCGUGGGCGACGACGAGAUUUGUGGAUCCGAACGAUCUGCGCCAUGAUAUGCAUGUUACAAUUGUGACUUUUGAGCCCGGUGGUGUUAUUCCGUUUGCUGAGACGCAUGUUAUGGAGCAUGGGCUUUAUGUGCUGGAGGGCAAGGCUGUUUACAGACUUAAUCAGGAUUGGGUUGAGGUUGAGGCGGGCGAUUUUAUGUGGUUGCGCGCUUUUUGUCCUCAAGCUUGUUAUGCGGGUGGUCCGGGGAAGUUCCGGUAUCUGCUUUACAAGGACGUUAAUCGUCAUAUGAAGCUUUCCAGGCUGUGA